AUGCCCAUCGACAUCACAGCGUACCCGCAUCUCAUCGACUGCAUCAUCGGAAACAUAUGCUCCGUCAAAGCGCUUCUUGCGUGGCGGUCGACCAGCAGACAAUGUAGGGACCUCGCCGACGCCCGGCUGUUCCACCACGCAGUCGUCCGGCGGACCGUGUUGGCCCCACCCAAAAGAUCAAUCACGUCGCUGGCCAAACGACUCGUCUCACGACAACAGCGCAAGUCGGACUCGCCGGUGGGAUUCCUCGGGCGCGGCGUGAUAGACACGUCCGAGGGCAACGCGGGCGGGUAUGACCCCACGGACGAGCGGUACGUCUUCGGCCAGGUCGCCAUCGAGUUCACAACCCCCGCACGGUCCGGCAUCAAGGCCGACGUGCCGCUGCCCCAUCUGCCUUGGAAGGUGGGGAUCCUCGACAUCGAGGGUGCUGGACGUGUAGUGGACACCGUUUUCGCGUCGGUAUCUGCCCCGCGGACGGAGUUCAUCAAGUCGAACUGGUACCAGCUUAAAGAUACCAAAGCUCGACCGAUCGACCACCCGCUGCCCACCGCCCCACGCAGCACGCCGCUCAUCCUCCGACGGUUCGGCAUCGCCCCCAUCGAACUCUGGACGGGCGACGUCGGCACGACAGUGGACUUCUUCACCGUCGGUCAAUGGCACCAGGCUGUGAACGUUCCAGCGACAACCAGCUACGUGCGGCAUAUCGAGUGGCGCGCGGCACCGCCCAGGGACCUGCCCUACGAGACGCUGAAGUACAAGGUCGACAGCGCGACGCUCGUCCUCGCGCCGCACAGCAAGUGCCCGCCAUCCGACCUGCUAGUGAAGGAGCUUUCCAACUUUGUGGGGGACUUUAUAGCUUCGGCGAGCACCGUGACCUUUGUGGGGAUUGAGAACUGGCUCCCUGGCGCCGACUACGAGCAGCUCAAGGAGGAGGUCAUGGCGCGGAUAUGGGAGCGCGACGGGGUCGUCGCGUACCGCGGAUACACGGACGGCAGGGUCAGCAGCACGCCGGAGGAGCUGGCGGACAAGGUACGCAUGGUGUCGGUGGAGGAGUGGUGGGCCGAGCUGGGCGAGCUCAAGGAGGUCGUGGGUGUGUGGUCGAAGGAGCACCGCCGGGUGUAG
Vanrija pseudolonga is the source of this 1122-nucleotide messenger RNA. RefSeq lists its product as uncharacterized. The transcript has a single exon. The record is from RefSeq and is a predicted model, not a curated record. Bases 1 to 1122 code for a protein of 373 amino acids. NCBI's taxonomy places the organism in Eukaryota, Fungi, Basidiomycota, Tremellomycetes, Trichosporonales, Trichosporonaceae.